AUGAAAGGAGAACAUGCUUUUGUCCGCACUGACUUUGAGGUUACCAUCAAUUACAACUGGGAAACUUAUGGCCGAGUGAUGGUGCCUAAUACUUAUGCUGAUGCACUAUGUGGCCUGUGUGGAAACUUCAACCAGGAUCCUAGUGAUGACUUGACACCAAAUGGCAAAAAAGAAGACGAAAUAAAGUUUGAAGAAAAGUUUAGGGUUGGUGAAAAUAAUGACUGUACAUCCGAAUGUGUAGGGAAUUGCAAAGGCUGUAGUGCAGAUGAUACCCUUAAAUACUCAGGUGAGAAGUAUUGUGGUAUUAUCAAGAAGAAGGACGGACCUCUGAGUCAAUGCUACAAUACAAUCAACCCUUCAUUAUAUUUUACUGACUGCGUGUAUGAUAGCUGUCUAUCUGGAGGUCAAUAUUCAGGAGUUUGUGGAGCCAUUGCUAGGUAUGUCUCUGAAUGUCAAGAAAAGGGAGUCAUCAUCGAAGAAUGGAGAAAAUAUACAAUAUGUGAACAAGUCUGCCCUCCGAAUAGUCAUUAUGAGCUCUGUGGACCUGGUUGUCAUGCCACAUGUUCAAAUGUUGCAUCUGACUGCCAGAAGACCUGCACUGAAGGAUGCUAUUGUGACAGUGGCUUUGUGCUCAGUGGAGACACAUGUGUCUCUGCUUCUGAAUGUGGCUGUGACUACAAUAACACCUAUUAUCAAAGAGGUCAGAUAUUUAAUCUGGAUGAACAGUGCAAUACGCAGUGUCAGUGUACAGCCAAUGGAUUGGUCGAAUGCCAGGCAGUGUCCUGUGGCCCCAAUGAAGAGUGUAAGGUGGUCAAUGGAGCCAUUGGCUGUCAUUCUAAAACAACAAGCACAUGUCUUAUAGCCGGGAACCGUAACUUCAUUACAUUUGAUGGUCUAAGCUACAACCUCCAAGGCUCAUGUUCCUAUAUCUUGACUGAGGUCUGUAGUGAAGGUUUGGACCUUGGCAACUUUUCGAUUGUGGCUGAGAGUGGGACUUUUGGAAGAGGCAACAUUGUCGGAACACGUUCGUUGACAGUCAAUGUGCAUGGGUAUGAGAUUAUUGUGGAGCGAGAGGCACAAUGGACAGUCACGGUUAAUGAGGAGACCCGCAUCUUGCCUGUCGUUCUGGACAAUGGUAAAGUUGAAAUCAACCAAGAAGGCUCCAGUAUAGUCCUUCAGACUGAUUUUGAUGUGGUUGUCCGUUAUGAUACCAUAAACUCUGUCCACAUCACAGUUCCUUCUGUCUAUGAGAGUGCUAUGUGUGGUCUGUGUGGUAACUUCAAUGGCCACUUAGAUGAUGACCUACGUCUACCCUCUGGCCAGUUGUCCACCACCACUGAAGAAUUUGGGGCAGCCUGGAGUACAAAUGGAGAUGUAAAAGACUGUAGCUGUAAAGAGAAUUGUAAGGGUUGUGAUAAGAUAAGGUCAGCCAUAUUCGGCCAAGACAAGGCUUGUGGGUUAUUGCUGAAGCAAGAUGGACCAUUUACAGACUGCUAUGGGCUAGUCAAUGUGACUGAAUAUUUUAACCAAUGUUUGUUUGAUAUGUGUGCAAGUGAUGGUCAAUCAGAGGUCCUAUGUCACAGCCUUCAAGCUUAUGUUACAGCGUGCCAGGCUGCUGGGGCCAAAAUUAAAUCUUGGAGGUCAUCCAAUUUCUGCCCAUCGGCAUGUCCUGCAAACAGCCAUUAUGAGCUGUGUGCUCACACUUGUGAUGUUUCGUGUUCUGCUGUCUCCACACCCAUUUCCUGCACUGGGCAAUGUUCAGAGGGUUGUGAGUGUGAUGAUGGAUAUCUUUUUGAUGGAGAUCGGUGCGUGGCCAUGAAAAACUGUGGAUGCUUUUACCAUGGAAGAUACUAUAAUCUCGGAGAUGAGGUUCUGUCUGCUGACUGUCUCCAGCGAUGCACAUGUCAAAAUAGUGGUAUUGUUUUGUGCAGCCCGUUUAGCUGCUCAGAUACUGAGUACUGUGGUCUUCAUGAAGGAAUACAAGGCUGCUAUAAAAAACGUGGCACAUGCAGCCUAAGUGCUAAGGGCAACCUGGUCUCAUUUGACAAUUUAUCUGGGUUUGUUGCCCCCGAAAACAUAUUUGACCUUGUCUCCGUGUGUAACCAAGAAGCUGACAGUUGGUUCCGAAUUGUUGUGAUCACUCACAACUGCAACGAUGAUGAUAGCGACAUCUCUGCUGUCCACGUCUAUUUCCCUGAAUUCUCGAUUGCUCUAAGUCCCAGUGGACAGGCCUGGUUCAACGGUCGGACAGUGAAUCUUCCCUACUCGUCUGGAGAUGUUAAGGUAGAAUUUACCCAGGAAAGAUUGCAGCUAAUAAGUGGUGAAGACCUGGAGUUCACGAUGAGACACAAUGGAGACAUAGCCCUGAAUGUGCACCAGAAGUUCUCUAGGGCCCUUUGUGGAGCUUGUGGCAACUUUAACAAAAAGAAAUCUGAUGAUCUUCAGAAUCUGGGAGGAAAGUCCAGUUCCAGCUUCUCCGAGUUCAUCACCUCUUGGACAGCACAAGACUUUGUUAGAUGGUAA
Molecule: messenger RNA, 2523 nt
Organism: Bufo bufo (common toad)
Lineage: Eukaryota; Metazoa; Chordata; Amphibia; Anura; Bufonidae
Product: IgGFc-binding protein-like
Exons: 6
Coding region: 1-2523 (840 amino acids)
Molecular function (GO): protein binding
Source: RefSeq, a predicted model, not a curated record